UGUUGAUAUCUAUAUAUAACGACGCUAUCAUGUAUCUGACCCCUCAACUACUACAUUUUAAUCCUCAUUUCUCUCUUCAUUCACCUACGUAUAUAUCAAAUUAGCUAAUCAAGAUUUAUUGUUACUUCAAUUUAAAAGAUCAAUAUUCAAAACAGAAGUCGAUCGAGCAGCAAAGAAAUGUCACUGUCCACAUCAAGAUUUAUCGGAGCUCCAUUGAUAUCAAGACGCCCUAGUUUCAGCUCAACAGCUUUUGCAGUUAAUCCAACGUCUCUUGCAUCAUUCGCUAAGAAAAAGGAUCUUUUAUCAUGCAGCGUUCAUGGCUUCAAUAGUAGAAACUUGCAGUAUCACCCCAUGUUUACGAUUGCACGACGAAACUUUGUUGUAUGCAGCAAUAUUACUCCACCUCCCGGAGUUCCUCUUCCUUCAGGAUCACCUUCAGGUUCUACGAAAAGUUGGGUUCUGGGUAUCGUGUUGACAUUUGUCUUACCCUUCUUCACGCAUAAAUGGGGGCCACUGAUUCUAAUAAAAAAUAAAGUGGACACGGUUGUAGACACUGCGGAGUAUAUAGUUGAGGCUAUCGAAGAUGUAGCUGGAAAAAUUGAUAAGGUGAUUGAUAAUAUUACUGACGAUCUUCCUGAAAAUAGCAAACUCAGAAAAACAUUGGGGGCUUUUGAUGAACUGGUCGAAGGAGUAGAAAAGGCUGCUCAUAUCGCCGAUGAUAUCAUCGAUAAGGUGGAAGAAGCUGAGGAUAAACUAGAGUCGUUGAUUCUUUCGGAAGCGAAAGAAGAAAAGGUUUCCAAACAAGUUGUGGAAAAUGUGGAAGUUCCUACCCAAGAACCAAGUGCCUUAAAGAUGGAAUAACGAUUAGUAUUCAAGAAAAUAUGAUAAUGAUGGUCAACGUCUUAAUGUUUGACCCUAGUUUUAGCUGAAGCAUUUGAAUUCAAUUGGUUCAAUUUCUUUGUAAUGUAUAUUCUUAAUUAAUGUUGGCAUAAAUAAAUUCAAAGAACCUAAUAUGUUUUUUUU
Molecule: messenger RNA, 1023 nt
Organism: Lactuca sativa (garden lettuce)
Lineage: Eukaryota; Viridiplantae; Streptophyta; Magnoliopsida; Asterales; Asteraceae
Source: RefSeq, a predicted model, not a curated record